AUGAACCGAUUACUUAACAUAAUUAUAUUGAGGGAUGAAAAUAUCAAUGAAUCAACUCAAUAUGAUUUUAUAAAAACUACCGAAGGUGGAAAUAUCGAUGAAUCAAUUCAAUUUGAUUCUAUAAAAACUACCGAAGGUGGAAAUAUCGAUGAAUCAAUUCAAUUUGAUUCUAUAAAAACUACCGAAG
This is a messenger RNA of Acaulospora morrowiae, 187 nucleotides long. Lineage: Eukaryota; Fungi; Glomeromycota; Glomeromycetes; Diversisporales; Acaulosporaceae. The record is from the annotation of a GenBank genome assembly.